This is a messenger RNA of Aspergillus aculeatinus CBS 121060, 1006 nucleotides long. RefSeq lists its product as uncharacterized. The transcript has 2 exons. Bases 213 to 695 code for a protein of 160 amino acids. NCBI's taxonomy places the organism in Eukaryota, Fungi, Ascomycota, Eurotiomycetes, Eurotiales, Aspergillaceae. The record is from RefSeq and is a predicted model, not a curated record.
GAACAUCCUAGUACGUACUGUACUGUCCAUCCUAACCUUGCUUUUUAUAACUCGUCUUUACAGACCUCUUACUUCUUGGAUAGUCAAUUUUCUGUGCUGAUAGCAUAGCCAUCCACCAAGCCUUCCGACCCUUCUAUAUUCUUCCGAGCCCUCAACCAAAAGCAAAAACCACCAAGCCCAAGCGCGCCGCCCCCCCCCCAACAAAAGCCAUCAUGAGCGCACCCACCACCACCAUUUCAGAAAUCAAACUAGUCGAGCAGCUCUUCCUAGACCUGCCCAUCCAGCAAGUCCUCCACUCACGCCGGGGCACCGAGUUCACGGAGCCGUGGACGAGCAUGUACGUCGAUGCGAUCCGGGACGCCCGCUAUGGAGACGCGGUCUGGGCCCGCUACCAUAUCUACGGCGACGUGGAAGACGGCAUCGUCGGCGGAUCGGGGGGCAAGACGGUGCGGGAGGUCAUCAAGGAAGAUGCCCUGUCGUACCGGGUGAACGCACCGGAGGAAUACUUCCAGGCUCUGGCGUUUUAUGCGGGGACCAGCGGUGCGGAUGGGCGUGCGGAUGUGAUUGAGGUCAUUGCUAAUCUGGAUGAGGAGGAGGUUGCUGAGCUUAGGGCUAAGGAGGAGACGGAGCGGAAGAAGGAGGAGAGGGCUGAGGAGGCUGAGAGGGGCACGCAGGUGAGGUGUUGUUGUAUGUAAAUUUGUAUACAAACUACAGGUCACGUGCACGAUUGCGGAGGUCGAGACGCCGCAGGGUUGCGCGGGAGUAGUUACCUGUGCUGUCGCCGUAACAGGGAAACCACUUUAUCCUGCCAGCUGGGGAGACGAGCUUCCAGAGACAUUCAUUGUUGUUUUCAUCCCUCAUCCCAUUUUCCAUCUGGAUUCUUAUUGUGGCCAUCGCUCCCUUACCGGCUCUUUACUUCCGCUCUUUGCUCUAUCCCACGCUUCCUUACCAACCCCCUCAGCGAUGCGCGCAACCUAAAGCGAAACCUCCCGCAGACCAAACGACU